Messenger RNA from Tympanuchus pallidicinctus (lesser prairie-chicken), 1115 nucleotides. It is a transcript of the gene DOLPP1, whose product is annotated as dolichyldiphosphatase 1. Lineage: Eukaryota; Metazoa; Chordata; Aves; Galliformes; Phasianidae. The record is from RefSeq and is a predicted model, not a curated record. Gene Ontology annotation, molecular function: dolichyldiphosphatase activity. Gene Ontology annotation, biological process: lipid biosynthetic process; protein N-linked glycosylation. Gene Ontology annotation, cellular component: endoplasmic reticulum membrane; intracellular membrane-bounded organelle. The transcript has 8 exons. Bases 42 to 758 code for a protein of 238 amino acids.
CUCCAAUUGGCUGUGGUGGCCCGGCCCGGUAUCCGGGUAAGAUGGCCGCAGUCGGAGAGUGCUCGCUCCCCGCUCCGUGGCGGCCGGUCUCCCUCACUCACGUCGAGUAUCCCGCAGGUGAUUUCUCUGGUCAGCUUUUAGCUUAUUUGAGUCUUGGUCCAAUAUUCAUUAUUGUUGGCUUUGUAACACUCAUCAUAUUCAAGAGAGAGCUUCACACGAUCUCUUUCUUGGGAGGGCUGGCUUUCAACGAGGGAGUGAACUGGUUAAUAAAAAAUGUUAUCCGGGAGCCACGGCCCUGUGAAGAAGCCCAUUCAACAGUGACCACAAAAUAUGGGAUGCCGUCCAGCCACUCCCAGUUCAUGUGGUUUUUCUCUGUCUAUUCAUUUCUGUUCCUUUAUUUAAGAAUGCACCAAACAAACAAUGCGAGGUUUCUGGAUUUACUAUGGCGACAUGUGCUGUCCAUCUGCCUCGUCACAGUGGCUUUGCUAGUCUCAUAUAGUAGGGUUUAUUUGCUUUACCACACCUGGAGCCAAGUCUUAUAUGGAGGUGUGGCAGGAAGCGUUAUGGCCAUAGCCUGGUUUGCCUUCACACAAGAGAUACUAACUCCUCUCUUCCCAAGGAUAGCUGCAUGGCCCAUUUCAGAGUUCUUUUUAAUCCGAGACACCAGCCUCAUUCCUAACAUCCUGUGGUUUGAAUAUACAGUCACAAGAGCAGAAGCAAGAAACAGACAGCGCAAGCUGGGUACGAAGCUCCAGUGACUCAGGAGGUGUGGGGACCAGAGUGUGCGUUUUAACAGAGACAGACAAGAGCAGAGACCUGGGAGCAGCGAGGAGCCUUUAAACAGACGGACCAAAGGAACAGGCAGGGACCAUACCCAAAACCUGAAAGCCUUUGCUCUGCUUUAGCAGCUAGCUGGAUGCUCCCUGAUGCAUGUGGGACCGUGCAGGAGUAGAAACUCAUUUUCAACACAGAUGCACAUUGCCGGUUGGAAUGUACCAUCAUGUCUACGUCAGGGGAAAGGGGUGAAAAUGCCUGGUGUCAUGUCUGGGGGAGGGAAAACCAAAAAUGAAUCAUUUCUGUGACUUUUUUUCUUUUUUUUUUUUCUUUUUUUUUUU